Messenger RNA from Cryptomeria japonica (Japanese cedar), 3313 nucleotides. RefSeq lists its product as uncharacterized. The record is from RefSeq and is a predicted model, not a curated record. The transcript is spliced from 3 exons. Gene Ontology annotation, molecular function: protein dimerization activity. NCBI's taxonomy places the organism in Eukaryota, Viridiplantae, Streptophyta, Pinopsida, Cupressales, Cupressaceae. The coding region runs from base 1399 to 2907 and encodes 502 amino acids.
UUGAUCAGAUUUUUAAAUUAGGGUUCGUAUAAAAAAAUUAUUAUAGACCAGGGUGGGGAAUAAAAAUCCGCUUUUGACAAAACAAAACCAGGCCCAGGCGUGCCCAAGCGCGAUACUCUUUUUAUUUCAUCACGCCACCAAUAAUUCGAAUUAAAAAAUUAAUGAACUUCGCUUUCUGGUUAAAUGGUAACCCAACCCCAGGGUUCAGAUCUCAAAGCACUGUCAUAGCGGGUCAACCGGCAUUGACGCUUGCCUGCAUAACUGUCACCCUUUAACCCUUUUGUAAAUUGUUUCCAUUCUGCAAAAUUACUUGUUCCCCUCACAAAGCCCUGUGGAAAGAUGCAGAGAGUGUUGCUAGAUUUUGUGUAUUGAUAAAUUUUGGUUUUUGGGUUGUCUAGGUUUGGAUUCGCUCUGUUGCAGUGGUUUUUAGGGCUUUUCCUUGUGUUUUUUCUUUGUCUUUGGCCUUCUGUCCCUGCUUUGGAGGGCUAAUUGGAGAGGUUUGGUGAUUUGAUGUUGGCUUGAGGAUGCGGUGGCCGUGUAUUGCAGUGGACAUCUACAGAACUGCUGUUUUACUGAAUGUGUUCUGCAGAGUUAUUCUGUAAAGGAGGAGGAGCAUGAAUAUCCAUUGCUGUUUUUGUUUAAGUCUUGUUCUAGAUUUUACUUAUGGAUGCUAAGUCGGUUAUCAUUCUCCCUCGCUCCUUCUGUAGGGUUAGCUGAGUUGUAAUCCUCAAGAAGGGGUUUUUGCUUCUUGUUUCAGGCAUUCUCGGUUCUUUUUUCGGCAUUCGUAGAGUGCUUGCAGGGCGGCUUGUUGGACUCGGUUGUUUGGUUUCCUGUUUGUUGGCGGAUUCUAUUGUUUUUGCUUUGCUGUCGGUUUUGUGAGUGAGGAGUCUGUUUGGGGUUUGUGGGGAUCUGUUUUAGGGUUUGAAGGGUACAGUUGUGGUGUGGUGCAAAGACGGCGGUGUAGGGAUAGAGAGAAUUGGUGGAAAGGGGUGAUAGAAGGUAUGGUGUGCCAAGCAGCUAGCCAAACGAGAUUCCGUGCAUUGAAACAUGAGUGCGGUGUUGCGGGGAAUGCUACCAUUGUUGUCAGAGUUAUAGCGUGCUUUCAACCAUUGCAAGAUUGUCAGGCUGAGUAUUUUCGUCAGUUGCUGAAGCCUGUAACGUAGAAGGGUUGGCAUCUUUAGUGUUUUUGCCAGUUUUUGAAUACGCUAGUUAUCCUCAUCAAGCAAAAGUGAAUGUAGUAUGAAGAAAAAAUGGGUGGGAUAAUGCGGUUACCCUCCUCAAGCUGGAACUUGAGAUACUGUACAUUAUAAAUGUCUGCAAUCUUCGCGCAUUGGAAUACAUACUAGCUGCCGAAGAUUGUCACUUUUUGUUGAUUAGUACCAGGAACUGUUUCAUUUAAUGGAUAAUCAAAAAAAGGCUACAUACUGUCUGAAUCUGCCAUGGCAGGGAUCAGAAAAGCUCGGCUUAGGUCCUACAGUGCCCUGCAUGCAACCUGAAAACUACGUUGUACCAGAUUUGACAAGUCUGAAGCCCCUGUCACAGGCAGCCUUUUUCUUUGAGGCAUUUAAGUCGACCACUUUGAUAAGCCCGAGUUAUCCAAACUCUCAGAUGUUUUAUGCUGAGGGCUAUACAAAACCAAAAUCUGUUGGUGUCGAUGGUGGGUCUGUAGCUUCUUCUGCCGAAGAGUACAGAGUGGUUAAUGGGAUUGAAGAAAGUCAUUUUCCCCAAGCACUGGAAUCCUCGGCACCAUUCUUAAAACUAGAAGCUUCUGUAUCCAGAGAUCGGGACCAUGGGGUAAGUGUGGAGGAUUUGGGGGCAUGCAGUGGCCUGCAUCCUGAGAAAAUGAAUCUUGGCUCUUCUGCAUCAUAUCAAAAAAGAUUUAUAUUGUUUGACCAGACAGGAAGUACGGGCCGUAUCAUUUUCCACCCAACCCAGUACUCUAUGAAAGAGAUUGAUUCUCCGAACAUGGACAGAAAAGAAGUAAUAACGAGUUCCAAAUUAUUACCUACUGAAGGCAACUACUUAGACUGGAAGGCUGGUUGUCACGAAAAUGAGGAAACUGUGGUGGCCUUGGCUUUUGCAGCAUUGCAAAAGACAAGGGCAUCUAGAUGGAACUCUAUUUCUCUUGGCAAUUUUGGCGAUGAAUUAAUUCCAGAGUCUGUGGAGGGGGAGGUGGAAAGUACUAGCAGGGCGAGUUACCAUGUAUUGAGGCAAGAAAAAGCUCCAAGCUCUUACAGUGAAAUGCAUGAGGAUACUGAAGAUCUGGAAGCUUUGCUAAGCUCUGAUGAUGAUGAGAGUAGCACAGGGCACUCUCCAAGUGAUAUAACUGGAAAUGAUGGAGACAAUUAUGUGGAAGAAGAUUUAGUAGAUGUAACUAGUUGCAUUUCCGUGAAGCGGCGGAGGAUUGACACUAGGGAAUGUGUAGAAGAUGAGGUUAAUCUCAUACCUGCCCCCGCCAAAGAACCUUUUGAAAAGUUAAUGAUCAAUGAAAAAUCUCUUCCUCACGAUAUUUCUGUUGUUGACACCUCAAGUUGGGAGCCUGUUGUUGUACCAGAAUAUCUUGACAAUGUUGAAGAUAAGAAAUCUCUUGAGAAUGUUGAAGAUGGUAACUACAAUGAUGAUCUAUUGUGUGGUCAUAGAUCCUACGGCAAGUCUGAUGAAUGUAGCUCCAAAAUCAGUGGUAAUGAACAAUUCCAAACUUUCAAACGCUUAACUUCAAUAUCAGCUUCGUGUAAGAAAUCAAGGAAUGAAAAUAUUAAAAGAACUGUGGAACACCUGAGAAGUAUAAUUCCUGGUGGAAAUGGCAUGGAGACUGCUGUUGUUUUGGAUGAAGCCAUUCAGUAUGUGAAGGCGCUUCAGCAAAAAGUGAAAAGAAUGGAGGCAAAUCAGCAGGGUGUGAUGGAGUGAGUUGCACUUGCCAAUAGUUGUGUAAUUUAUAUAAAAAAGCUGGCCAGGUCAUGUAAGCUGCAGAGUCCGUCUGCAAUCAUUAGUUCAGAUCUGGGUUUCCAAUUAGUAAUCUGGCAUCUGGCAGGACUGAAACAGUAUUAAGGUGUUUUAGAUUUAUAUUUGGGUAUAAGUAUAAUAUUUCAAAAGACAUAUUAAUAGUCAUAAUGCAUGCUUGCAUUUUUAUGCAGCUGUGACCAUAUAAAGCACUUCUCUCUGUGGAAGUAUUACUGGGUCCUAGUUAUUAUCUAAUUCACAAUAUUAUCAAAUUUGGUCAAACAUUAGCCCAGGGUGGCUUGGCAGAAUUUGUCUGAGUUUUCUUGGUGUACUGGAUUUUUUUCAUUAGUUAACUAAUUGAAAGGUUUCGACA